Pectinophora gossypiella (pink bollworm) is the source of this 2989-nucleotide messenger RNA. RefSeq names its product cytochrome P450 6B1-like. The record is from RefSeq and is a predicted model, not a curated record. Gene Ontology annotation, molecular function: heme binding; oxidoreductase activity, acting on paired donors, with incorporation or reduction of molecular oxygen; iron ion binding. Bases 144 to 1658 code for a protein of 504 amino acids. The transcript has 2 exons. Lineage: Eukaryota; Metazoa; Arthropoda; Insecta; Lepidoptera; Gelechiidae.
UGCAAAAAAAUCUUAUUUUUUGGUCGACGAACUAGUGAAAGCCGUUCUUGGCAAAAUCUGCAAUAAGACGUGAUAAAGCCAUCUCACAAUUUUGAAACCUUUUUCUGGAAUUUGUUGUUAGUGUAAUAUAAGUGUUGUUCAAAAUGAUGAUAUACUUGUCGAUAGCAUUAAUAGCAGUAUCGUACUUUGUGUACUGGAUUCUAACGAAAAAUAACGGUUAUUGGAAGAAGAGAAAUAUUGCCGGACCCAAACCAGAGCCAUUGUUCGGAAACAUCAAGGACUUGGCACUUCACAAGAAGUUUAUAGGAACCGUUAUAGAAGAUCUUUACAACCAAUGUCCCAAUGAGAAAAUUGUAGGAUUUUACAGAAUGAUCCGACCGUCUCUUCUGAUCCGAGAUUUGGAUUUCAUAAAGCAUAUUAUGAUAAAAGACUUUGACAUGUUUAUGGAUCGAGGCAUCGGUUUGGCUAAAGACGGACUUGGAGCAAACUUGUUUACUGCGGACGGCGAUACAUGGAGAAUUCUCCGAACGAAAUUUACUCCGUUAUUUACCUCCGGUAAACUGAAAAAUAUGUUUCCUCUGAUAGCAGAACGCGCAGAUAGAUUAUUUGACUGUCUUGACAAUGUUAACGAAAGCUCAGAACAAGACAUACAAUUAAUAACUAACCGGUAUACGAUCUCAUCGAUCGCAGCUUGCGCUUUCGGUCUAGAUAUUGAUCUUCGAUCAGCUGACGAACCAAUACUCGAAAUCCUUUAUCGUCUGAAUAAGUUAAUUUUAGAAGCAAGAUACGGUAUUGAAUUUCUUGCUAUGAUUCCCGGCAUUUUGAAAACACUUAACACUAUUGUCUUCCCUACCGAAGUAACUAACUUUUUCCAUGAUCUUGUGAGAUCAGUUUUUACUCAAAGGAACGGUGUACCGUCAACUAGGAAGGAUUUUAUGGAUCUAAUAUUAGAAAUGAAACAACAGAAAGUUAUUCGUGGUAGCAAGCUAGUGGACGAUGAACAGAUCUCUGUAGAGCUGACAGAAGGCAUGAUUGCUGCACAAGCGUUUGUGUUCUAUGUGGCAGGUUUCGAAACUUCCUCCACUACUUUGUCCUUCUUAUUGUAUGAACUCGCCAAAAACCCCGAAAUCCAAGAUAAACUAAUAAAAGAAGUGGACGAAGCUCUAGAAAAGAGUAAAGGGAAUAUAACUUAUGAUGUUUUAAUGGAUCUGCCGUAUAUGUCCAAGGUGUUUGACGAAACACUUCGAAAGUAUCCUGUAGUAGACCCGUUACAGAGAUGUGCGAUUAACGACUAUAAGAUCCCGGGUACCGAUUUAACGAUAAAGAAAGGAGAGGUAUUGUUUGUGUCGGUGGUCGGGAUACAUUACGACGAGAAAUAUUACCCUAAUCCUGAGAUAUUCGAUCCAGAGAGAUUCUCCGCUGAGAACUCCAGGAAUAGACACCCCUGCGCUUACUUGCCGUUUGGAACUGGACCCAGAAAUUGUAUCGGAAUGAGGUUCGCUAAGGUGCAGUCCCGGAUGUUCAUAGUGAAAUUGUUGUCACAGUACCGCGUGGAGACUUCAGAAAACACGCCAAAGAACAUGAAGCCAGACCCUAAUCGUGUAUUUUUAGGUCCAGAUCAACGCGUUAUACUGAAAUUAGUACCCAGACAUAGAUAAAACUUGAUUGUCUAACGUGAUGUGUAAGCUAAUUGCUGACGAUGGAUUGGUAUCCCGUCACCAUAUAACCCAACAUGACUAUCUUAAGAUGCCAAUACGGAGAGAUGUCAAAGUUGUCAAUCUCCAACAUAGAUUUACUACUAACGUAGAUUGAACAUCAGCGCUCAAAAAGUGGGACGCAAAGUUACUGUUAAUAUAGCGACGUUGACAGUACUUUACCUCAGUGCGCGGUUAAGUGCCGAACUGGCAACACGGGGAAGUGCGUGAUAAAUACUUGCAAAAAUAAAAGCUCAAAGCGAAAAAAUAAGGACGGAACAUCAUAUUUCUAAUAAGUAAUGACAUUUUGCAUGUUAUCAUAGUAUAAACAUUUUAAUUUUCGCAGUAAAACCCGCAAAAAAUAAUAUUUUAGUUUAAAAUAAAAUAAAUCAAGUACUCCCGGUCAAUCCGAGUCGCAGUAUAAUCCGACCGCGUUACGAAGCACCACGCCCUAAUAUACGUAAUAAGACGAUGCGUACUUUCUUAAUUUUAUACGAUUUUAUUGAAUGUAUAUACCACUGUGUACGAAUGAAUAGCUAAAUAAGCGUCAAGUUUUCGCCGCAUUUUUGUAUCAAGCGCUGUAUCUAUGGUAGUGGUAAAUCAAUGAUUGGUAUUUACAAGGCAAAAGCUUUGCUUUGUCUUCAGCAGUGAGACAUUUACGUAAGACUGUUUAUGUACUGUGAUUAUUAAGUACUUAAUUGUAGAAUUUACAUUAAGAUUUUAUUUAUAACUUGAUCGUUUUUUUGCUACAAUCGUAGUAUUAUUGUACCUACAUAAUUCUCUGUAUUAGUUUAUAAAUCAGAAAGGUUGCAUUAAUAAUUAAAAUGGUCAAAGGUAGAAUGAAUAUUAGUAUAUACUUUUAUGUUUAAUGUAAUCGUAAAGAAUAGUUCCUUCAAAGAGAAAAUUAAAUCGAAAAAGUCUGACUCCGACCGACGUGACUAGACCCCACAGCUUUUGUCAAGCCGGGUCGAGUGUAACCAUUACACCACCGGAUCCCCGAAGGCGGAUCCAUGACCCCCAUGACACACCCCCCCUCCCACUGGACCCGCCCUUGCAGGUUCAAUGCGAAAUCUUCAAUCUAAAUCCCCAUUAGUUCCUCCAGUUCAUUUAUAAGUAAAUACCGUUUUGUUUUAGUUACGUUAUUACGUUGUUGUAAGUGUAAUGUAAUUUUUAAUGCCUUUUGGAUUAAGUAUGUCUUUCCGGUUGUGGUUUGUCCGGCAAAGUAGUUAAUGUAAUUUGCGGCAAAUCUACGAUAAGUCAUGUCAAAAAAACAUCCGUUGUGGGGGAGGCCCGAG